CGCGCGGCGAGGCUCGCGCCCGUCCGCGUUCGCGCGUCGGGAUGAACCCCGCGCCCGCGCCCGCGCGCGACGGGAGCGGCGACCCGUCCCUCGCGCGCGGUCUUAACCCCGGCGGACGAGCCGAAUCGCUCGCGGAUCUCGCGGAGCCGCGCCCGCGUCGCGAGCUCGCGUUGUCCCCCGCGCUCCUCGCGUACGACGCCUUCGCGGACGAGCUUCGCGUCGCGCUGAGGAACGGCACGGGCGAGCGCGCGAGCGACGAGGCCGGGAUGGGGAUCGAGAAGAUCAUCGGCGCGCGAUGGCGACGGAUGAGCGCGAGCGAGCGAGAGGCGCACGUGGAAAAAGCGCGCGAGGCGCGGCGGAAGAUGUUGUCGCGCGCGGACGCGGACGGCGGCGGCGGCGGCGGCGAGACCGCGGGGAAGAAGGCUAAGAAGAAGCAGAAGCGCGCGGCGGAGGCGGAGGCGGACGUCGCCCCGGACGCGCUCGCGCUAGCGCCCGCGAAGAAGAAGCGCGGGCGCGGGCGCCCGACGAAGACCGCGGCGGCCCCCGCCGCCGCGGCUGCACAGCUGUGCGUCGCCGACGCGCCGCCCGCAGGCGCGCCGAGACCGGUGACGAUCGCCGCGCCCGGCGCGCUGGCGGCCCACCCGGAGUCGUCUAAGCAGCGCGAGCGAACGCGCGCGAAGAUCGUCCCGAACCUCACGCGCGUCAUGACGCCGACGGGCCCUGGCGAGACGACGCCGCCGGGGGCGGAGAAUUUCGUCGGGAGGGCCGUGGAAGGGAUGGUGGACGGGACGUUCGACGCGGGGUUUCUGCUCACCGCGCGCGUGGACGGCGCGCUCAUGCGAGGGAUCGUGUGGAAGGAGGAAACAACCGCGGUCGGGAAACGCGGAGGAAAGCGAAGGAAAGCGAGGGGCGCCGCGAGGAGGGAGAACGCCGCGGCGGAGGGGGCCGCGGCGGGGGGGGACGGCGACGGCGCGUAGCCGCGAUCGUACAAUUACAAAAUACGCUUAUUAGAC
Molecule: messenger RNA, 1013 nt
Organism: Micromonas pusilla CCMP1545
Lineage: Eukaryota; Viridiplantae; Chlorophyta; Mamiellophyceae; Mamiellales; Mamiellaceae
Exons: 1
Coding region: 42-977 (311 amino acids)
Source: RefSeq, a predicted model, not a curated record